CAGAAAGAAGAGUCAAACUGUAAGAAAUAGCAAGUGACAUCAAUUCAUCAUUGAUCAUUCCCCCGCCCAAUCGCUGGGGUAGAAACUUUCGGGCAAGGUCGCGUUUCUUCAGCAAUUUGGAUUUCCCCGACCUCCGUCUCUUGUAGACAUCUCCAGUAUUGAACUUUUUUUUAUAUUCAAAUAUUCUGGGCACAUACUUUAUUCAUGUCAGUGUACGGUAAUUGUUGAUUAGUUACCCCGUCAAUUACUUACCGCUACUAGAUCAUUGCUUUGCAUAUCCGUAUCUUCUUCUAUCUUGAAUUUUGGUUGUGUGUUUUUUAAUAAGAUUACGGCAGCAGGAUUUCAGUUGAAGUUGAGGGCGAUUAGUUUGGAUGUCCAAGUAUUGGGGGAGCCAUUUUAAGUGUGUAGUUUGAUCUUUGUGGUGCGUAUAAGAAUUGGGCCGGAGUCAUUUUCAGCACACGACCUGAGUUUUCUUGCGAUUCAUGAAUUCGUAGAAAUGAAGAGGUUGAAAAAUGAGGUACCCAACAUGAGGAGAUUCAGAUUGUCAUAUAUUCUCUUGGGUUUAUCUGGAUUUUAUUUGAUUAUCAUUUGCUUUAAGUUCCCGGAGUUUCUUGAGAGCGCCACAGCUUUUAGCAGUGACAAUGGAGAUACUGCUAAUAUGGGUAUGGAUGCAUUCUUUACCGGGGAGGAAGAAGAUGGUGAAGAAGAACUUAAGAAACGGCAUCUGGGUUCCGUUUACAUAGAUGAUUAUAACCGGAUUCUUCAAAAUAAUCCUAACUUCGAUGCACCUGUAAAGCCUCAUAAUAGGAUCGAUUACGGUCGAAUAGCAACUGCAGUCUUAAACAGACCCGGCAUGACUGGUAAUCUUACUGUAUUGGACAGAAUGGCAGAGGAAGCUUGGAAUUUAGGGUUAAAGGCGUGGGAAGAAGCAGAUGAAUAUGACGAGAAGGAGAUGAUCACAAAUUCCAUAAUUGAGGGAAUGCCUGAAUCAUGCCCAUCCUCCAUCACCACAAAUGGGGAAGAUUUGGCUAAAAGGGACAGUGCUAUGCUCCUUCCAUGUGGCCUUUCAGCCGGCUCUUCUGUCACAGUGAUUGCCACUCCGGGCUAUGCGCAUCGUGAGUAUGUGCCUCAGCUUGCUAAGAGAAGUCACAGAGACGCUUUUGUUUUAGUCUCCCAAUUUAUGUUUGAAUUACAAGGCUUGAAGUCUGUGGUUGGGGAGGACCCACCAAAGAUUUUGCAUCUGAACCCUCGGUUGAGAGGAGAUUGGAGCCACCGGCCAGUAAUUGAGCAUAAUACCUGCUAUAGGAUGCAAUGGGGUAAAUCUCACAGGUGUGAUGGUAUACCUUCCCUAAGUGAUGAGGAUAUGCUUGUUGAUGGGCAUUUGAGAUGUGAAAAAUGGAUGCGAAAUGACAUUAACGCUUCAAAAGAGUCCAAAAUAUUUUCUUGGUUUGAUCGGUUUAUAGGACGAGCAAAGAAGCCGGAGCUGACCUGGCCAUUUCCCUUUGUGGAGGGUAAAAUGUUUAUUCUCACUGUCCGUGCUGGCAUCGAUGGGUUUCAUAUAAGUGUGGGUGGACGACAUCUUUCUUCAUUUCCAUACCGAACGGGAUUCACACUGGAAGAUGCAACAGGGUUGUCUAUAAGAGGUGAUGUUAAAGUUCACUCAGUUUUUGCAACCUCUCUCCCAACUUCUCAUCCAAGCUUCUCACCCCAAAGAGUGUUGGACUUCUCAGAGAAAUGGAAGUCUUCCCCAUUACCCCGUAAUCCUAUUCGUGUUUUUAUUGGCAUUCUGUCUGCCACUAAUCACUUUGCAGAACGCAUGGCUAUUAGAAAAACAUGGAUGCAAUCUCAAGCAAUCAAAUCCUCAGAUGUAGUGGCCUAUUUCUUUGUUGCAUUGAAUCCAAGGAAGGAGUUGAAUGCAAUUUUAAAAAAAGAGGCUACAUACUUCGGGGACAUAGUAAUAUUGCCAUUUAUGGAUAGAUAUGAGUUAGUGGUUCUCAAGACUAUUGCCAUUUGUGAGUUUGGGGUUCAAAAUGUGACCGCUUCUUACAUUAUGAAAUGCGAUGAUGAUAACUUUGUAAGACUUGAUGCUGUUCUUCAAGAAAUCAAUCAUCUUCCUCCUAGAAAGCCUCUUUACAUGGGAAAUCUGAAUCUCUUGCACCGACCUCUGAGAAACGGAAAAUGGGCAGUCAGUGCUGAGGAGUGGCCAGAAGAUGUUUAUCCUCCCUAUGCUAAUGGGCCUGGAUACAUCAUUUCCAAUGAUAUUGCCAAAUAUAUCUCCUCUCAGCAUCUCAAUCACAGUUUACGGAUAUUCAAAAUGGAGGAUGUGAGCAUGGGAAUGUGGGUGGAGAAGUACAACAGCACAAACCCCGUCCAGUAUUCUCACAACUGGAAGUUCUGUCAGUAUGGAUGUACAGAGAAUUACUUCACCGCGCAUUACCAAUCUCCACGACAAAUGGAGUGCUUGUGGGACAAUCUACUCAAGGGCCGUGUUCGUUGUUGCAACUUCUAGAUUAUUACAUCCCCACUUGAAAUUCACACUGAAUCUUUGGUCUGAUUUCGUGCAAGUUUUUUCCAGCAGAUGUCGGUUACCCUACAACCGUUUAGGAUUGUGAACGUGUAGGGUUUUCUACAGAUUGAUUGGUUAGUUUUGUUUCAAAUAGCCAUUACAGUGUCGAUUGUAGCAUUUGGGGACCUCUCUGCCCUGGCACUGAACCAGCAAUCGGGUUCCUUGUCAGUGCUGAAGAGCCAUUUAUAGUACAGUAAGGUCUGUAUGGCUGGACUCUGGAUGCCAAUUUUGUGAGCAAUUUUUUUUAUAAUGUGUGUGUGUGA
Molecule: messenger RNA, 2829 nt
Organism: Cuscuta epithymum
Lineage: Eukaryota; Viridiplantae; Streptophyta; Magnoliopsida; Solanales; Convolvulaceae
Source: the annotation of a GenBank genome assembly